This is a messenger RNA of Esox lucius (northern pike), 975 nucleotides long. RefSeq names its product putative C-type lectin domain family 20 member A. Bases 10 to 960 code for a protein of 316 amino acids. The record is from RefSeq and is a predicted model, not a curated record. Lineage: Eukaryota; Metazoa; Chordata; Actinopteri; Esociformes; Esocidae. The transcript is spliced from 4 exons.
UGAUCAACCAUGAAAAAAAUAGGGUUCCUGAUCAUUUUGUUAUCAGGACUGUACAGUCUCUCCUCAUGUCUCACUCAUCAGUAUCACUUUGUGGACAUGCAGAAGACCUGGACAGAUGCUCAGAGUUACUGCAGAGAGACCUACACUGACCUGGCCUCCGUAUCUGAUCAGGAUGACCAGGAUAGUCUGAUCAGUUUGUUCAACUCCAAAGGCCUUAAUUCUGGUGAGGCCUGGAUAGGACUGAAGUAUGACAGCUGGACGUGGUCUCUGGAAGACAAUGAUACAGAUGGGAUCAUUAAUGGUUGGCCUGGAGGGUAUCCCUGGUACCAGUAUGGAUACAGCAUAUACAGUAAUGGUCAGCAGGAAUGUGCAGUGAUCCUUACAUAUUUCUCGGACGGAUGGUUUGGAAGUUCUUGUGACUCAAACAACUACUUUGUUUGCUAUGAUGGGAGACAAAAUGCCACUCAGACCUUUGUGGUGGUUAUACAAGCGAUGACAUGGUAUCAAGCUCAGAGAUACUGCAGAGGUCACUACACAGACCUGGCCAUUGUGAGGAACCAGACAGAGAACCAGGCCAUACAGAACCUAGCAGUGAGUGCAGGUCUCUAUACCUAUGUGUGGAUCGGUCUGUACAGAACUGGAACAUGGUCAGACAGUGGAAACUCCAGUGUCUACACCACUACCUACGUACUUCAAAAUGUUAAUGGUUUGAAUCAGACCUGUGUCACUGGUCAAUACAACGGCGGUUAUUACGUUUAUUACAAUUCCUACUAUCAGAACACAAUGGAGAACUGCGGAAACACGUUCCCAUUUGUCUGCUACAGUGAUGUGUGUAGCUUCUCCCCAAAUAUCUCUCAUCAGUAUCACUUGGUGAACAUGCCAAUGACCUGGACUGAAGCUCAGAGUUACUGCAGACUGACAUAUACUGACCUGGCUACUGUAUCUGACCUGUCUGAUUAACUCUACACUUGGUUA